Quercus lobata is the source of this 2427-nucleotide messenger RNA. Its product is annotated as serine/threonine-protein kinase 26-like. Gene Ontology annotation, cellular component: cytoplasm. The coding region runs from base 227 to 2344 and encodes 705 amino acids. The transcript is spliced from 21 exons. The record is from RefSeq and is a predicted model, not a curated record. Lineage: Eukaryota; Viridiplantae; Streptophyta; Magnoliopsida; Fagales; Fagaceae. Gene Ontology annotation, molecular function: protein serine/threonine kinase activity; ATP binding. Gene Ontology annotation, biological process: protein phosphorylation.
AUCUUUGAUUGUGUUAGAUAUGGGAUUUAAUGUGGGUCUUUGGGUAUGAUUGUGUGGGUGGGUUGAUUGAUUUUUGGUGCUUGGAAAUGGGUGUUCUCAGAUUUGGUAUUUGAAGCCAUUGUUUGGGUUUACAGAGACCCAAUUGGGGGGCUUUGAAUUGUAGUCCUUGGUGUUUUGGAUUUUUGUGUAGAAAGUGAGUGAGGCGAGAAAGGAUUUACAUGCGAAGAUGGCUGAUGCAGCCGCGUUCAUAGAGGCUGCGGGAUCAAGAUUUAAUUCUUUGGAGCUCAUUGGGAGAGGAUCAUUUGGCGACGUCUAUAAAGGGUUUGAUAAGGAGCUUAACAAAGAAGUAGCUAUUAAAGUAAUUGAUUUGGAAGAGUCAGAGGAUGAAAUUGAGGACAUUCAAAAGGAAAUUUCUGUUUUGUCACAAUGUCGAUCUCCUUAUAUUACCGAGUACUAUGGUUCCUUUCUCCAUCAGACUAAACUAUGGAUCAUAAUGGAAUACAUGGCUGGUGGCUCUGUUGCUGACCUACUCCAAUCAGGUCCUCCAUUGGAUGAAAUAUCAAUUGCUUGCAUAUUACGUGACUUGCUGCAUGCAAUUGAAUAUCUGCACAAUGAAGGAAAAAUCCACAGAGAUAUUAAAGCGGCAAACAUUUUAUUGACCGAGAAUGGUGAUGUUAAGGUUGCAGAUUUUGGCGUUUCUGCACAGUUAACAAGGACUAUUUCAAGGAGAAAGACAUUUGUGGGAACACCUUUCUGGAUGGCACCAGAAGUUAUUCAGAAUUCUGAAGGUUACAAUGAGAAGGCAGAUAUAUGGUCUUUGGGGAUAACUGCAAUUGAGAUGGCCAAAGGGGAACCCCCACUUGCAGAUCUUCACCCUAUGAGAGUUCUUUUUAUCAUACCUCGAGAAAAUCCACCACAGCUGGAUGAUCAUUUUUACAAACCAAUGAAAGAAUUUGUAUCGUUGUGUUUAAAAAAAGUACCAGCAGAGAGACCAAGUGCCAAGGAACUUCUCAAACACCGUUUCAUAAAAACUGCUAGGAAGAGUCAAAGGCUUUUGGAGAGAAUAAGAGAGCGUCCAAAAUACCAAUUAAAGGAAGAUGAAGACUUUUCUCGGAAUGGUUUUAGAGCUGUUGGGGACGCAUCUGAUACUGUAAAAGGGACAAGAGAUCUAAGUGGAGAAGAAACAGUUAGAGCCAGUGGUCAGGGGAAACCUUUAAAAAAUGCUGGAUGGGACUUCAGCAUUGGUGGAUCACAGAGUACGGGGACUGUUCGCAGUGUUGUAAGACCACCUCCAGUUAGAGAGAGGAGGCCAGAAGUUUCAAAUAAUCAAGCUACCCAAAGAAGAACUCCAGAGAGUGGUCAUCAAGGAUUGUCUGCAUCUGGAAAUGCACAUCAUGCUUUACCAGAGGUUUCCUUUGGGAGAGAUGCUAGAGAACAAUACCACAAUGAACACCAGGAUAAUUACCAUGAAGAUGAUGAAUUAUAUGGGAGUGGGUCUGGAACUGUUGUUAUACGAUCUCCCAGAGGAUCUCACUCAGCUCCUUUGUUUCAUGAUCAAAGCACGCAGUCUAGUGGCACAUCUGCAACUUUUGAAGAUUCAUCUACCAGUGGAACUGUAGUUUUCCGUGGCCAAAAUGAUGACUCAGACUCUCCUCGAACUCCAAAAUCCAGACUGGGAAUUCAAGAGAAAACUUAUACUGCCUCACUUGAAGACAGUGCGAUAAAUCUUGCAGAGGCAAAGGCUGCACUUCAAGCAGGAUUGAGGAGAGGAAAUGCUAAAGAAAGAUCUGGACCAGUAAAGAUCAGCAAUAACUGGCUGGAAAAUAGAAGAGAACUGGUGACAAGCAGCUCAGAUUCUUCUAGGCAUUCUCGUGAAUACUUUGAUGCACAAAAAGGAUUUUUGAGAUCACAUCAUACAAGUGAUGAAGAAGAAAGUCAAAAAAUAGCACCACCGUCUGUGCCAUUGUCAGUUUUGCUUAUUCCUUCACUAAAAGAGACCAUAGCUGAAGAUGCAGAAGGGGCUGUUGUGCGCGCGGUUACAAAUUCCCUCAUAAAUAUGGAACGCAUGAAACCUGGAUCCUGUGAAGUUUUUUUGAGGAGGUUGCUUCAGAAACUGUCAAGUUCAAGGGAAUCUUCACUGAAAGACCUACAGGAGCUCGCUGCUCUCUUGUUCUCCAAGGGCAAGACAACACCUGAAGAAAUGCAAAAUGUAAAUUCAGAAAAUGAUUACAAGAAAAAGCAACAGAACAAGGAACUUAAUUCAAAUGCCAAUUUAAGCCCACUUGCAAGAUUUCUGCUCUCGAGAUGGCAAGGCCAAGUUUCACGAGAUCUCAACCCUGCUUAAUUGAAGAUGCUGGUCCAGUGGCUGCAUAUUUGUUUUUGUGGUGUGUUUUCUGUUUAUGCAUUUGUUUGGGUUCGAUGUACAUA